UUGAGCUGCGGGAGGAGCAACAGUAGGUGGUUCUUUCACUGAGUUCUCUCUCCUCUGCUGUUUUUCUUUUCUCUUCAAAAAACUGUGUGGGGCUGAAACCGAAAGACUCGUAAAAUGAGCGCAGGCUGUCGAUCGUGCUCAUUGUCGCUGUUUCCUGUUGAAGAGGAGGCCAUUUUGUAGAGCUUAAGAAGAAGACCAGCAAAGUUGUCCAACUUCUUUGUUUUUUUUCUCUGACGGUCUGACGAUCACGUUUGUGGACUUUCUCCUUAGUGGAACAACUGCAGGAGGUAGAAGUGACAAGAGAAGAACAAGGAGGAAGAGGAGGGUCGUUCCCUCCGAGUGUGUUUCUCACCUAUGCAACGAGAAGUUUGAAGCGCACCUCCUGGAGUGGGAUCCCUUCCUUUUAUUCCGGUGGGAAGCUCAAAUGAGCUCCGUGAGCACCUUUGAAUGAGCCUUUCCUCUCCCGAGUGCGUGUUGUUGAGUUUCCAGAGCUUCACAGGUGUGAAGAUGGCCAACCACAGCCCCUGCAUGCCCUCGGGACACCUGGGCCAGGUCUUCUUCCCCCCAGGGACCCCUGCAACACUGCCUGGUUCUUCUGCCCUGAGCCCCGUCCACACGCCGUCCUUGUCCCCCCAGAGUGCCUUCCCACCAAUGGACAUGACCCAGGGGCAGGGUUCAUUAGGGGGUGGCCCCUUGCCCCUCAUGUCCCCAACUCCACCCGGGGUGUCCUUCAGCAUCCAGAUCGGCCUGACCAGAGAGUCGGUGCUGAUGCCACAGAGUGCAGACCUGGCCUACAUCAAACAGAUUGCCUGCUCCAUUGUGGACACCAAGUUCCCCGAGUGUGGCUUCUAUGGCAUCUAUGAUAAGAUAUUGCUGUUUAAGCAUGACACCUCCACCAGCAACAUCCUGCAGCUGGUUAAGGCUGCAAGUGACAUUCAGGAGGGAGAUCUGGUGGAGGUGGUGCUCUCUGCGGCAGCUACAUCAGAAGACUUCCAGAUCCGUCCUCACACUCUAAACGUGCACUCCUAUCGGGCCCCGGCUUUCUGCGACUACUGUGGAGAGAUGUUGUUUGGACUGGUCAGGCAAGGGCUCAAGUGUGAUGGGUGUGGAUUAAACUACCACAAGCGCUGCGCAUUCAGCAUUCCAAACAACUGCGGAGCUCGGAAGAGGCGCCUGUCCACCAUCUCCCAGAGCAGCAGCCAGUCGGUUUACAGCGUCGGGACCGCGUCCACCUGCACCGAGAACUCAGGCCUGGUGCGCUCACAUACACAAAUGCCCCGUACUCCGAGUGAAGCCCGCCGCUUCUACAAGGGUCGACCCGUGCACCUGGACAAGAUCCUGAUGAGCAAAGUGAAGGUGCCGCACACGUUCGCCAUCCACUCGUACACGCGUCCGACGGUGUGCCACUACUGCAAGAGGCUCCUCCGAGGGCUCUUCAGACAGGGCCUACAGUGUAAAGACUGCAAGUUUAACUGCCACAAACGCUGUGCAUACAAAGUUCCUAACGACUGUCUUGGCGAGACCAUUGGAGAAAACAGAAGUAACAGUGAUAUGCUGAGUUCCAGCAUGGACCCAGAGGUGCCCAUGGACUACACCAGCGACUACGACACCUCAGACAAGUCAUCCAUGGAUGACUCGGACGAGGCUUGCAGCAUCCCAGGCUCCUUCUCCCCCGAGAGCAACCAGGAUGGAGUCAGUGGAGAUCAGAGUGUUAACAUUCCCCUCAUGAGGGUGGUCCAGUCAGUCAGGCAGACCACCCGUCGAUCCAGUACUGCCAUCAAGGAGGGAUGGAUGGUUCACUACAGCAAUAAAGACACACUGAGAAAGAGGCACUACUGGCGCCUGGACUGUAAGUGCAUCAUCCUUUUCCAGAACAACACCUCCAACAAAUACUACAAGGAGAUCCCUCUCUCAGAAAUUCUGGAGGUACGACCUGCCGGCAACUUUACUCUGGUGCCCUCCCGAACAAACCAGCACUGCUUUGAGAUCAUCACAGGGACCAUGUGCUACUUUGUGGGGGAGGACCCCAACACGCUUCCGCCGCAGUCCCCCCCGCAGGCUGUCCCUCAGACGCCCCCUUCGCCCAGCCAAGUGGCGCCCAACAGCGGCAUCGGCCGCGAGGUGGCCACGGCGUGGGAGAGCGCCAUCCGCCAGGCACUCAUGCCCGUCAUCUUCCAGGAUGCUCCGCCAGCGGAGGGAAACACCACUCACAGGCAAGCCUCCGUCAGCAUUUCUGUGUCCAACAGUCAAAUCCAAGAGAAUGUGGACAUUGGAACCGUGUACCAAAUAUUUGCUGAUGAAGUUUUGGGAUCUGGCCAAUUUGGAAUCGUGUAUGGAGGAAAGCACCGGAAGACUGGAAGGGAUGUGGCCGUUAAAGUCAUCGACAAGCUUCGCUUCCCAACGAAGCAGGAGAGCCAGCUGAGGAAUGAGGUGGCUAUACUGCAGAGUCUGCGCCACUUGGGCAUUGUUAACUUGGAGUGUAUGUUUGAGACCCCCGAGAAAGUGUUUGUUGUUAUGGAAAAACUCCACGGCGACAUGCUCGAAAUGAUCCUCUCCAGCGAGAAAGGCCGACUGCCUGAGAGGCUCACCAAAUUCCUCAUCACUCAGAUUCUUGCAGCACUGAGACACCUGCACUUUAAGAACAUCGUCCACUGCGAUCUCAAACCCGAGAAUGUGCUGCUUGCCUCUGCUGACCCCUUUCCCCAAGUGAAGCUGUGCGAUUUCGGCUUUGCCCGCAUCAUCGGGGAAAAGUCCUUCCGUCGCUCGGUGGUCGGCACGCCGGCCUACCUCGCCCCGGAGGUCCUUUUGAACCAGGGCUACAACCGCUCGCUGGACAUGUGGUCGGUGGGCGUCAUCAUGUACGUCAGCCUCAGCGGCACGUUUCCUUUCAACGAGGACGAAGAUAUCAACGACCAGAUACACAACGCUGCCUUCAUGUACCCUUCCAACCCCUGGAAACAGAUCUCAAAUGAUGCCAUCGACUUGAUAAACAACCUGCUGCAAGUGAAGAUGAGGAAGCGCUUCAGUGUUGACAAGAGUCUGAGCCACGCGUACUUGCAGGACUAUCAGACAUGGCUGGACCUGCGAGAGCUGGAGACCAAGCUGUGCGAGCGUUACAUCACUCACGAGAGCGACGACAGCCGCUGGCAAGCAUUCGCCCACCAGUACACUCUAUCUUACCCGGCCCACCUCGUGGCCCCUGCCCCCGCGCCCACCUCCGACGACGACGGGGACUGCAGGGACGACGCGGACAUGCAAGGGCUCACCGAGCGGGUCAGCAUCCUCUGAUGGCAGACGCUCUCGAAAGCGGGAGUUGAGGAAUGAAGUGGCUCUGCUAACAGUGUUUACACGGUCAGUACCCUCAGCAGCUGCGUGCCCGCACUCCACUCCACGCUCACGUCCAGCUUCACAACUUUGCAGAUCAACAGCAGACAAAAAAUAAAAAAUGCUGUAUAGACAAGUUCAAUAGGUUUGCUCAGACUGGUUUAGUGAGUUUAAUUUGGCAUGAAUCACAGCCCUCCUUCGUGAUAAAAAUACACUGAUGAACUUCUUUCAAGUGACUUCAAGGAAAAGUGCACAUCAUCCACAAUCUUUAUGUGAGACAUGAACACACGUCUUUCUGUGCGUUUCAAAGAUAUAAAAAGCGAGAGCUGAGUAGUGCACGUCAUGGGACACACCUAUGCUGCCUGCAAAGACCGCCCACUAAAAGACCUCCAGCAAGGUUGUGUGUCCGUGCUGUGAGCACGUAGUAACACGUGCAUGACAACAUGUCAUACGCUAUUUUGUCAUCAUAGUCAUCAUCUUAUAUUAUGUUACGUUAUAUCUCAUCAUUUUCUGCUAGCUCUCAACAAAGGCGGUUGAACUUCCCCCCCCCUCCGCUCCCUUGUCUUCCCUGCUUUGUUUCAUGUCCUGUUUUUGUCCUGCAUUGCUCUCCAAAUCCUAAUCAUGGGAUUGAUCAAUCUCCAUGAAUCUCCACGCAAUUGACAAAAUCUUCUUGCGUGAUGGACAGUUGGGGGUAGUGGAGGGUCAGGUGCCUGGCGAAUUCACUUUCCGUUGAGGACAUCGGAAUCAUCUACCCAUUCGAAACCAUGAUAACAGGAUUGCUGCUGAUUGGAUGGGGCACUGCCCUGGUGUAUCACAAAAAACAGAGACAGCAGUCCGACACACCCAGCAGCUGCCCGUCAUGAUUGAUGGCUCGAUCGAGAGACCAGAAUGGACAAACGGGUCAGCCGAGUCUAUUGGAAUGUGGCUACCGCACUGACCCGAACAGUUGAAUUGUAUUUGACCACCCCCCCAACCCCGGCAUCUGCCUCCACCAAGGUGGGUGCUGUAACAACUCCGCCAUGAGACUGCUGCAGUGAGACGCUCUGCCCCUCAUUUUUUUUCUUCACGGACACUUGUUGUUUGUUGUCUCUGUCGGGGGCCUGCUCAUGGACGUCUCCACGGCAACUGCCGUGUUCUCGCGAUGACAUCCUGCAGGCUUGUGGUGCCAAGAUGGUUAUUUGGUUAUUUGUGUCUGUUGCAGAGGUUUUUUUGCCACUCCCCUUCCCUCUUGUUGUUCCCUGUCCUCUCUCCCCUUUUUAUCGCCCACUCAUCCUGUCCUGUGUAGCCCCGUUUUAUUGGUUGGUAUGUUGUAUAUGUGUGGACGGAUGAUUGUUCCUCUGCACACGUGUAAAGAGUAAAGGCCGUUCUGAUAACGGGACACCUAUUUCGACUAUAAAGCCAUCUAAAAAAGCUCCAACAAGGUUUUCUGGUGUUCUAUCCAUGCUGUGAGCGUGUCUUGACAGGAACAUUCAUGAUAACAAGUCAUACUUACACUAUUUUGCGUAUUUCUAAGCAUUAGCGGAACUUCCUUGCUUGAUUUCACAUAGCAACGUCGUAGAAAGGAACGCCUACACCUAGCGUUAACUUUUCCAAACCCAGAAAUAAAAACACAACAUCUCCAAUAUUGAGCCUUACCUUUAGGUCGUGUCUGAGGCGUUGACCGUGACACUGACGCGCUACGGGCGAGUCUGUGGUUGAAGCUAGUAGCUAGCCGGCUAGUAGCUAGCUGGUGUGGUAUGGCUAAGUAAUGUAGUUCGAUCGGCAUAACCGUGUUAAUAAUAAUAAUAAUAACGACAAUGUCGCUGUAGCAGACGUGUUCGCGUCUCACAUAAGGAUUGUGGAUGAUGGGCAACAUUCCAAAAAAAGUGCACUUUUCCUUUAAGACUUUAAGACUUGCACUGUUGUGGUAACGUCUUUCCACAAAAGCUCACCCAGAAACAUCCUGUGGCGACAACUGGAAGUAUUGAUUAGGCGACGGCGUGUCUUCCUGCAAUGAAUGCAAGCCACACUCUUCUAGAAGCUCUCGUGUCCUGAAGUAGCGCUUAGGAUUUCCAUUUCCUGUGUAUAGCUUUGAAUAUCGAAACAACAGUCUUUGACAGCAAGAACACCAAGGCUUGUGGCAUUGAUCAUAGCUGAUCAUGUUGACAUGUUGCAUGUUUUCAUGUGUUUUUAUUCCAGUCGUCCGCUACUUGCAUGUGAACCCUGAAGAUGACGACAUGUUUGAAAUGAGAUGCUUGACAUUGUAGCGCAAUACAAACCUACAGGAAUAUUCUCUUUUAGUUGUGUCCUUUUUUAUUUCACUCACACACUUCUACACUUCUGCACAUUGUGGAGUGGCCUUUUAUUGUGGCCAGCCGAAGGCACCCCUGUGCAAUAAUCAUGCUAAUCAUGCUCGAUGUGCCACAGUCGUGAGGUGGAUGGAUGAUUUAUUUAUUAGGUUUGUGACAACUAUGGGAGAGAAAAACGGGCUUUUGUGUACGUGGAAAUAAGCUUCACAUCUUUCAGUUCAUGUCAUGAAAGACGUGAGCAACAACAAAAGU
Messenger RNA from Dunckerocampus dactyliophorus (ringed pipefish), 5864 nucleotides. It is a transcript of the gene prkd2, whose product is annotated as protein kinase D2. NCBI's taxonomy places the organism in Eukaryota, Metazoa, Chordata, Actinopteri, Syngnathiformes, Syngnathidae. The transcript has 19 exons. Gene Ontology annotation, molecular function: protein serine/threonine kinase activity; ATP binding. The coding region runs from base 448 to 3288 and encodes 946 amino acids. Gene Ontology annotation, biological process: protein phosphorylation. The record is from RefSeq and is a predicted model, not a curated record.